AUGGCUGACUCAACUGAGCCACAGGCUGUCGAACGUCGACGCGAGCAGAACAGGCUUGCUCAACGCAAGAGACGUGACACCGUGAGAUCGCAGCUGCAACAGCUUCAAGCAGACAAUGAAGAGUUACGCGCCUUUAAGGAGCAGAUAGUGAAAGCAACCCAGGCAGGGCGAGUGCCUCGCAGCACCAUGGAUAUUUCGGCGGGGUUUCUCAGAUCUCCAAGCAGUUCUGCCCGAAGUCCUGCAGUGACGGCCGAGACAUUCUCACUCAUGAGUAGCGACGAGGAGUUUGCACCAGACAUGAAGGCCCUGGAGCCGUUCCUAGCAAAUUUCAGCACCGGGGGCGUCGGCCUUCGGCAUGGUGACCAUACCCAGGUGCUGUCGCCAGCAGGUUCGAUAACGUACCACACAACGUCUGACACUCUCCGUACCCCAGAGCCGGCGGACGAUCUAGGCUACGUACAUCUUGGUCAUGGCCUCGGCCCUGGUCCUGAAUCCUUCUGCAACCGCAGCAGUGGAGAUGGCAGGCAUGAUGCGCUUCGGAUCGCUGUGGCGAAUGGCCAUCUCUCGAUGGUACAGCUCCUAUUGAAGCACGGAGCGGACGUGAACGCGCCAGCGGGGGAGCUGGAGCGGACCUCACUGCAUGAUGCCGCUGCAGCAGAUGAUGCAAAGAUGGUGGAACUGCUGCUCGACCAUGGGGCUGACGUUAGCGCUGUCGACAAAUCGGGCAUGACGGCUCUGCAAGUAGCAGCGUCGUUGGGCAAUGUGGAGGUUGCCGGGAUUUUCCUGCAGUGGAAAGGCUGA
Messenger RNA from Neoarthrinium moseri, 801 nucleotides. RefSeq lists its product as uncharacterized. Gene Ontology annotation, cellular component: nucleus; cytoplasm. The record is from RefSeq and is a predicted model, not a curated record. The transcript is spliced from 2 exons. Lineage: Eukaryota; Fungi; Ascomycota; Sordariomycetes; Amphisphaeriales; Apiosporaceae. Bases 1 to 801 code for a protein of 266 amino acids. Gene Ontology annotation, molecular function: protein binding.